GGCACAGUUGACCAUUUAACUAAAAACAACUCAGAACUACAAAUUUUACAUUUACAUAUUUGAGGUUGCACCGAUUUCAGUGAAAAUGUGUGAAACUUUCUGUGAUGAUUUGGAGAGCUUCAAUCCAGAAGCGGAAUUUCUUAAAUUUAUCAAACGUAAGCCGCAAGUGCAGACGGCCAAGCUCUAUGAGAACUUGCACAAGCGCGAGGAUAUCAAAUGUCCCUAUAACUUCAAGGGCUAUGGCGUGGAGAAGGACACCAAUACCAUGUACCGCACUUGCAACUCUGAAUAUGGAUACUAUGCUCCGAAUGCCUAUACCAUACCAACGCGCUUCUUUCCCCUCUCCCAGAAAUUCUCGAACGAUGUCGUGCGCUUUGGAAUGUAUCGAAAUUUCUCGCUGAAUACACAUAUGGAUCGAACCUUCUAUUGAGAUCCGCGUUGAGUCCCAAUUCAGAGAGUUUUUGUGUUCGU
Molecule: messenger RNA, 471 nt
Organism: Drosophila navojoa
Lineage: Eukaryota; Metazoa; Arthropoda; Insecta; Diptera; Drosophilidae
Product: piercer of microtubule wall 1 protein
Biological process (GO): axoneme assembly
Cellular component (GO): axonemal microtubule
Source: RefSeq, a predicted model, not a curated record